This is a messenger RNA of Seriola aureovittata, 1796 nucleotides long. It is a transcript of the gene dnajb12a, whose product is annotated as DnaJ heat shock protein family (Hsp40) member B12a. The transcript is spliced from 9 exons. Gene Ontology annotation, biological process: cellular response to misfolded protein. Gene Ontology annotation, cellular component: endoplasmic reticulum membrane. Bases 26 to 1138 code for a protein of 370 amino acids. Gene Ontology annotation, molecular function: Hsp70 protein binding. The record is from RefSeq and is a predicted model, not a curated record. Lineage: Eukaryota; Metazoa; Chordata; Actinopteri; Carangiformes; Carangidae.
AAGUAAACAUUUCCGCUGUAUCGCGAUGGACUCAAACAAGGACGAAGCGGAGCGGUGCAUUAAAAUAGCCCUAAAUGCGAUCAGCAGCGACCAGCCAAACAAAGCCAGGAAGUUUCUGGAGAAGGCACAGCGCCUGUUUCCGACAGACCAAGCCAAAAACUUACUGGAGUCGUUAGCACAGAAUGGAAAGCCUCCAGAGGAGAAUGGCAAUCCUGUGAAUGGAGAUGGACCCUCUAUGAGGCACCGCAGCCACAGAGACGAGACUGAGGGGUCUGCACAGGCGGCCACAGACUCGGCCAAAUCCUACACCGCAGAGCAGCUGGAUGCUGUCAGAAAGAUUAAGAGCUGUAAAGAUUACUACCAAAUUCUGGGAGUUGAAAAGGCCGCCUCUGAGGAGGAUCUUAAAAAGGCUUACAGAAAACUGGCUCUGAAAUUUCACCCAGAUAAAAAUCACGCACCUGGAGCCACAGAGGCAUUUAAAGCUAUUGGUAAUGCCUAUGCUGUUCUGAGUAAUGCUGAGAAACGAAGGCAGUAUGACCAGUAUGGAGAGGAAAGAUCACACCCAACCAGACACAGACACCAUCGUGAUUUUGAAGCAGACAUCUCACCAGAGGACCUCUUCAACAUGUUCUUUGGUGGAGGCUUCCCGUCAAGUAACGUACAUGUUUACAGGAAUGGAAGAAUGCACUUUGCACAUCAUAAUAGGCAAGAACGACGAGAACAACAGAGAGAUGGAGGUCUGGCUCUGUUUGUCCAGCUGAUGCCCAUCUUAAUCCUCAUCAUUGUUUCUGCUCUCAGCCAGAUGAUGGUCACCCAGCCUCCCUACAGCCUUAGCUACCGCCCGUCAGCUGGACAUAUUCACAAAAGGCAUACAUCCAACCUGAAGGUGCCUUUCUAUGUGGGAGACCGUUUCAACGAAGAAUAUUCAGGGAAUAACCUGAAGAAUGUUGAGAGAAGUGUAGAACAGGACUACAUCUCCAACCUCAGAAACAACUGUUGGAAAGAGAAGCAGCAGAAGGAAGGCUUACUGUAUCGCGCCCGUUACUUUGGGGAUUCUGAGUUAUACCAAAGGGCACAGAGAAUGGGCACGCCCAGCUGCUCCAGACUAUCUGAGAUUCAGGUUAUAUUGGAUGGAUAGAAACCACUUGCACAUAUAUGGGUUCAUCGGUACUUGAAUCUAAUUAGAAGAAAUCGGUCGGAGCCCAAUCAAAUUGGAGCAUAUUUCUGCAGCAAACCAAGAGAAUCAAAAAUGCCUUACGCGCAGUGGGCAGCAGACCUCAUCAGGGAACCUCUCUGCAACUCGGUGUAGAUUGACUUCCUGUAGAACUGUGAGAAGCUUUGAGUUGACUGCUGACAUUUUCUUACUCUAGUGUCUUCAAGUGGGUGGGAGUCCGCAGGGCAUCACGGUGGAAAGUAAGAGCAUAUUUGAACGGUUACAAAGCUGCUAAGAUUAGCUUUCUCUGUCCCAGUUUUUUUUUUUUUUUUUUUUUUUUUUGUUUUCCUUAAAUAUUUUGAGAAACCUCAUGGCCUUCUCAUAGACAGAUGUCUGAGCCACUCACAAGGAAAGUGUGUAAUUUUUAUAGUUCUUACCAAUGUAAAUAUUCAUUUUACUUUUAACAGUGCAGGGUUUAUUGAAGUUAAUAUCAUAUACUAUAAUGUUAUUAUGUGGAUUCGCUUGUAGUCUGUUGGAUCAUAAGUAUUGAAAAUGAUUGCACAAAUAAAAGUAAACCAUAUUUAUUAAAUUAACAUGCUAAAAUUGUAUAGAAGUUUCUCUGAAUUAAAUUUGUCCAAUGAUU